CAUCGUCACGUCUGCGAACAACCCUGGCUUGAUGGCCUGAUUACAUGUCCGAUUAUCUUGUAAACAUAAAUGAGCAUAUUUGAUUUGUUCCGUGGUUUUUUCGGGGUUCCCGGUGGCCGCUACAGUGGAUCUGGCCGAAGAUUCCGUCUAUUAUCAAUACAAAAAGUCGAGAAUUAUUAGCUAAGAAGGCAUGUCCGUAUGACUGGAAAGCAGCUUCGCCGUGACGACGGAUCCAUUCUUUGAUGGCUUGACCCAUGAUGAUGAUGACGAUGAAGAUGAGGGUGAUGACUUUGGCAGUGCCUCUGAGGCUAGGCAGCACGAUCCCUUUGAUGAUGCCCUGAGGUUUGGGUUCAGUUUUGGCCCAUCAGGAUUUCGCAUGGAGGAGCCUCAGGUGUUUGGCCAAGUUUUGCAGGAGAUGGAGGAGGUCUUCUCCUUUCUGAACACGUGGGAUCGCCAGCCAGGCUUCCGGCAUUUUGGUGUGCCUCAGAUUGAGGCCCCGCCUCCCGAGGACAACAUGGAGCACAGUGGCAGAGGAGGGAAACCUGGCUCCCUUAGAGACUUUAUGCUGAAAUCACCUUACCAACCUGCAACUCCACCCACCGAUCCGCCCCCUUCACGCCAUUGGAUGCCCUUCUCCAAGUUUAAUGACCUGUGGAGUGGAAGACAAAAGAAAGAAGAGGAAACGGAUACAGUCCGGGAGGACAGAGACUUGGACUCGCAGGUCUCCACAAAGGGUCUGGAAGAAAUCUUGAGUCCCUCUCCCACUCCGUCUCAGCCCACAGUCAGAUCUUUCUCGCAGUCCGUUAUGAUCACGAAGGUUGUGACACCGGAUGGGGCGGUGGAGGAGAGGCGUACAGUGAGAGACAGCCAUGGGAAUGAGGAGACCACAAUCACACGCUCAAGAGGUCCACAGAGUCAUCAGGAGCCGACAGAGCCCGGCGUCUUACCUCCAUCAGAUGGACUCCGGGAUGCAUCUUCCAUUUUCUCCAAGUUUUUCGGGGGGUUCGGAGGCUGACUAAAAGCUGGUACCUAAAAUUGUCCAUCUCCUGAAGUAAUUGUAUGCGGCUGUAGUACUGGGGUGGGUAAGGGUGGACCCUCAACCCAGUAGUGCACGUCUGUUGUAUAAAACUAUUUAAUUUAUUUUAUGAACAUGAAAAUGAACAGGGCAUAAAAUCAUCAGACAAUCAGAAUCAUAAGAGAUUAUUAAAUCUGUUUACUGCGGUAUCAGCCUAAAUCACUGUUCAGCAAGCACGCUUUCCCUGUACCAGCUUGCCAACAAUUCAGGCACCUCUUGUGGAAGGAUGUAGCCAAAAUGUUCUGAUUAGUAUUAGAUUUGAAUAAACAAGAUCAUCGUGAAACAUCAAA
This is a messenger RNA of Brienomyrus brachyistius, 1365 nucleotides long. RefSeq names its product HCLS1 associated protein X-1 (gene hax1). The transcript has 8 exons. The coding region runs from base 377 to 1015 and encodes 212 amino acids. The record is from RefSeq and is a predicted model, not a curated record. Gene Ontology annotation, biological process: regulation of actin filament polymerization; negative regulation of apoptotic process. Gene Ontology annotation, cellular component: sarcoplasmic reticulum; mitochondrion; clathrin-coated vesicle. NCBI's taxonomy places the organism in Eukaryota, Metazoa, Chordata, Actinopteri, Osteoglossiformes, Mormyridae.